AUGGCGUCUAUUCCCCGGACGGGGGGUAACGCUAAUUAUUUAUCUCCAUACACUCCCGCCGCGAUCCAUCACCGAACCCUUUUGUACCCACGAAAUCACAUUUACACAGCAACGGCGCAGCGUGUUCAUACCGAGAACUAUUACGUAAACAGAAACAAGACAAGCCAAGGAAGACCACGUCGACAGGAGGCAGCACCGAGCAAGCGGGCCCGGACGGCUUACACGAGUGCACAGCUGGUGGAACUCGAAAAGGAAUUUCACUACAAUCGGUACCUUUGCAGACCCCGACGCAUCGAGAUGGCAGCGCUGCUGUCGCUGACGGAACGCCAGAUAAAGAUCUGGUUCCAAAACAGAAGGAUGAAGUUCAAGAAGGAGCAGCGAGCGAAGAAGGUCGCGGGAGUUGGGCCUUCCGACAAGGCCCAGGACAGCGACCACGGCUCGCCACUCGGGCCCCGAGAGUCAGGGCAACCGGGGACCGUCAGCCCACCCCCGAUACCGUGGGGCCUGCAGGAAACGGUCGUCACGAAGCCUCAUCCAAACGCGAUCAGCCCCUCGGGCAGCUUCGGGUACCCUACCGUGCUGCCCCAGCAAAACCGGAACUCGCCCACCGCUCCCGAGUUCAAGUUUUACACCGACGACGUGCACGAGUACCCCGGCUAUCAAGGGGCCCCUUCGGUCAGCCCCGGUCAGGCCCAGGAGCACCAAGAACAGCAGCCACGGUACGUGCAGGAACGAGAGCCGGUCUUCGCCCAGAGCGACCGGCAUCCAGUUCCGGUUCCAGAGUACGCGACGAACUUGCACUUCAAUGAGACACCAAACUCGUAUCCUCAGUUCUGGCCCCCCUACUCGACGCCCUACUCCCAGCAGUUUCUUCCCUCGGGUGGGCCCAGCUACACGGAAUCCUUAUACCCACUUCCGGAUCUCCCGGAACUGAGCCAGUACCAGCAUCAGCAGACUUCUCGCCAUCAGCAGCAACAGCACAACGCCGAUCAUUCGGCCAACUUUGAUGAGCCGCCACCCAUUAUUCAGCCACCUGAGUAUCACGACACCCAGAUGAGCCUAACUCACCUGUAG
Messenger RNA from Diprion similis, 1074 nucleotides. Its product is annotated as homeobox protein HOX3-like. The record is from RefSeq and is a predicted model, not a curated record. The transcript has 2 exons. Gene Ontology annotation, biological process: regulation of transcription by RNA polymerase II. Bases 1 to 1074 code for a protein of 357 amino acids. Gene Ontology annotation, molecular function: RNA polymerase II cis-regulatory region sequence-specific DNA binding; DNA-binding transcription factor activity, RNA polymerase II-specific. NCBI's taxonomy places the organism in Eukaryota, Metazoa, Arthropoda, Insecta, Hymenoptera, Diprionidae. Gene Ontology annotation, cellular component: nucleus.